Messenger RNA from Puccinia graminis f. sp. tritici CRL 75-36-700-3, 1619 nucleotides. RefSeq names its product ribose-phosphate pyrophosphokinase. Gene Ontology annotation, biological process: ribonucleoside monophosphate biosynthetic process; 5-phosphoribose 1-diphosphate biosynthetic process; purine nucleotide biosynthetic process. Gene Ontology annotation, molecular function: magnesium ion binding; ribose phosphate diphosphokinase activity. The coding region runs from base 67 to 1125 and encodes 352 amino acids. The transcript has 8 exons. NCBI's taxonomy places the organism in Eukaryota, Fungi, Basidiomycota, Pucciniomycetes, Pucciniales, Pucciniaceae. The record is from RefSeq and is a predicted model, not a curated record. Gene Ontology annotation, cellular component: cytoplasm; ribose phosphate diphosphokinase complex.
CCCUCAUCAGUCCGAUCGACAGUGCAACCACACCAGACACCCCACCCAAGUCAAAAGAUCUGAACGAUGAUGGCCAGCAAACAGGGUGGAGUCAAACUGAUCACUGGUAACAGUCAUCCUCAACUCGCACAGGCCGUUGCCCAAAGAAUGGGCAUCUCCUUAUGCGGUUGUAAGGUCAAGAAAUUCUCCGACGGCGAAACUUCGGUCGCAAUCGAUGAAUCUGUGAGAGAAGAGGAUGUCUUCAUCAUUCAAACCGGUUUCAACCCUGGAGCUGGACCGGGAAGUCCAUCGGAUCCAAACGAUCUACUGAUGGAACUGUUGAUCUUAAUUUCGGCAUGUAAGACAGCCUCAGCGAAGCGGAUCACCGCAGUGAUCCCAUGUUUCCCGUAUUCAAGGAUGGACAGGAAAGACCGAUCCCGGGCGCCGAUCACGGCCAAGCUAGUGGCCAACAUGCUCCAAGCAGCCGGCUGCGACCAUGUCAUCACCAUCGACCUGCACGCCUCGCAGAUCCAGGGCUUCUUCGAUAUCCCCGUCGAUAACCUUUGGAUGGAACCCAUCAUGGCCAAAUGGAUCAGAGCUAACGUCGAGGAUUGGAAGAAUAGCAUCAUCGUCUCGCCCGACGCCGGGGGUGCUAAACGUGCGACGGCUUUGGCGGAUAAAUUGGAUGUAGAUUUCGCGUUGAUCAACCGUAAACGAGCCCGGAAGGCCGGGGUACUUCGCCAGUCGAUGAGUGGCCCGAACGGGCCGAUGGAGCAUUCCGAGCAAGUCGAGGAGAAGAUGGAAAUCCUGGUCGGAGAUGUCCGAGGAAAAAACGCGAUCUUACUCGACGACAUGAUCGAUACCGGGGAGACUCUGACUCUGGCUGCUAAAGAGCUCGACCAAGCUGGGGCCAAGGCGGUCUAUGCUAUCGUCUCUCACGGACUGUUGUCUGGUGAUGCGGUCUCCAAAUUAGCCCAUCUACCCGUCCUCAAAUUGGUCGUCACUACUACCAUCGACCAACGCUCUCACAUCUCCGAAUCGGCUGGGAAGCUGGAGACGAUGGACAUCAGUCCGGUGUUGGCUGAAAGUAUCCGACGAACUCAUAAUGGAGAAAGUAUCUCGAUGCUCUUUUCUAAUCCCUCUUGAGCUCGACCCUCUUUUUGUCUCCUAUCUUCCUCCUUCAUCAAUACCACCGUUACCUCCACCUUUGUCCCUUUCUCAUCCUUUUCAAAAGGUAACUUCAUGGAUCCAUGAUCAUAUGAUAUAGCAAGAUAACAUCCAUUCUAUAGCAUUUUUAUCCCAUUCUCAUUUAUUUUUUUAGCCUGAUUUAUCAUCCAUAAGCACCCACAUACUCACAUAAACAUAAAUAUAUAUAUAGUUUUUUUUUUUGGUUCUUGUUACAUAUAUAUAUAUAGAUAGAUCAUAUUACCUCUUUCUGUCCCUCAAACCAAACAACAACAAGCACCAACCAGAAAAGCAAUUGCAUGAACCUCCCUUAUACAACCUUUUCUUUUUUUUUUCUUCUCUUUUUUUGGUCGAUCUUUAUAUAGAACGAUGACAGCAGCUUAUUUUUUUUUACAGAACAAGAAAACUCAAAAGAUAAUUUGCUUCGAGAUAAAGAUGUAUGACGCAUGUGUGUC